AUGUUCCCGCAAGGCAUUGAAGUGAUCAGGCCUGCAUCUGGCGGCGUGUGGAUUCUCCGCGGGCCCCGAAGUCGCCUCGUCAUCAGCAAAAGUGCCGCACGCUCUUCCCAUCUCCAGCAAUGGAUGGUCGGGCAGAAAUGCUCCAGCUUCCUGAUCAAGAGGAACAAGCAGGGGCGCCUGGGUGGCUCAACGUUCAGCACCGACCCCAAUAACCUGAAGGCUCCCAACUCCUUUAACGACAACAGGCUGAUUCACCUCUACACUGUGGGCGAGAAGCCUGGGGCUGAUGGCAGACGCAUAGUGGUGGCCACGAAGCGGAGAUCCCUCCAGGGAAAACCCACUAGCCCCGUGACCACCACGAACAAGAACGCUUCGGCCACCCUCGGAAGCAUCGGGCACAGGAUCCACAAGAACCAGGACCACCCAGAUCCGUACGUGGCCGCCAUUCGCACAGCCGGCGCCAUCCCUCGCCGCCAGAAGCCUGUGACGGUGAAGAAGAAGAGGCCCGCCCCACCAAGAGCUCCUGAGCACCUGCCCCCCACCUCCAAAGCAAUAGAGAUGUCAACCACUUCAAAAAAACAAACAAAAAACUGCGACCCGGAGCCACUCCCGGCCAACCCGCAGCCUGAAAUAGCCAAGCCCAGCCAAGAUCAGUCAGAUCCCCAUAGCCCUGCCGGACCCCGAGCAGGAAAAAUAAAUUCCCAUUAUUGUAAGCCACUGAGUUUCGGAGUGUUUGUUCCGCAGCCUUAUUGCAGCAAGAGCCGACUGUUACAAUGA
This is a messenger RNA of Lynx canadensis (Canada lynx), 777 nucleotides long. Its product is annotated as 60S ribosomal protein L28-like. Gene Ontology annotation, cellular component: ribosome; cytosolic large ribosomal subunit. The record is from RefSeq and is a predicted model, not a curated record. Gene Ontology annotation, biological process: translation. Gene Ontology annotation, molecular function: structural constituent of ribosome. Lineage: Eukaryota; Metazoa; Chordata; Mammalia; Carnivora; Felidae.